CAAUAAAAGGAUAACCAUCUUGAGGAAAUUGCAACUAGUCCCUAUCUCCCACAUACUCCCCCGUCUCCCAAAAUCUCCAUUCAAAAACAAAGCAAAUUAGAUAUCUAAAACAGAGAAAAAGAGCAAGAUUUAGAACAAUGAAAGAGAUGGUGCAAAAAAAUAUCACUUCAAUUCUUGAAGCUAUGCAAGCUAAGCCCAUGCUACUCUUCUUCUUCGUUAUCCCUCUCUUCUUAUUCAUUUUCUCCACGUCUCGCCGGAAACGUUAUCCUCCAGGCCCAAGAGGGUGGCCUCUCAUUGGUAAUAUGAUGAUGAUGGACCAGUUAACUCACCGUGGACUUGCCAAAUUAGCCCAAAAAUAUGGCGGCAUUUUUCACCUUAAAAUGGGUUAUGUCCACAAAAUUGUAGUCUCUGGCAAAGAAGAAGCUCGGCAAGUACUACAGGUACAAGACAACAUAUAUUCGAACCGUCCAGCGACCGUAGCAAUCAGUUACCUAACAUACGACCGUGCGGACAUGGCUUUUGCUGACUAUGGACCCUUCUGGCGCCAGAUGAGAAAAUUAUGUGUCAUGAAACUCUUCAGUCGCAGACGAGCUGAGUCAUGGGACUCAGUUCGUGACGAAGUGGAUUCAAUGGUCAGGAUUGUGACAACCAACACGGGCACAUCCGUCAACUUAGGGGAACUUGUUUUCGGUCUCACUAGUAACAUUAUCUACCGAGCUGCUUUCGGAACUUGUUCGGUAGAAGGAAAAGACGAGUUCAUUAAAAUUUUGCAAGAAUUUUCUAAGCUAUUUGGCGCGUUUAAUAUUUCUGAUUUCAUACCAUGGCUAGGGUGGGUUGGCCAGCAAGGUCUAAAUGUUAGACUUGCUAAAGCACGUGCCGAGCUUGAUGGGUUCAUCGAUUCAAUUAUUGAUGACCAUAUUGAGAGAAAGAAGGCUAAUGUUAAUGGUACUAACGAGGAUGGUGAUCGAGAAACUGAUAUGGUGGACGAGCUUUUAGCGUUUUACGGUGAGGAAGCAAAAGUAAAUGAGUCGGAAGAUAAUUUGCAGAAUGCUAUCAGGAUUAAUAGGGAUAAUAUCAAAGCUAUCAUCAUGGAUGUAAUGUUUGGAGGGACAGAAACAGUGGCUUCUGCAAUUGAAUGGGCUAUGGCAGAGCUUAUGAGAAGUCCUGAGGACCUUAAAAAGGUGCAACAAGAACUAGUUAACGUUGUUGGACUCGACAGGAAGGUCGAAGAAUCCGACAUUGAAAAAUUAACCUACUUAAAAUGUUGUCUAAAAGAAACUCUACGUCUCCACCCUCCAAUCCCUCUCCUCCUCCAUGAAACCGCGGAGGAAUCCACCAUGUCCGGCUAUUAUAUUCCGGCAAAGUCACAUGUUAUAGUCAACACAUUUGCCAUUAAUCGUGACAAACAUUCAUGGGAAGAUCCUGAAACUUAUAAACCAUCUAGGUUUCUCAAAGAAGGUAUGCCUGAUUUUAAAGGAGGUAACUUUGAGUUUUUACCAUUUGGGUCGGGCCGGAGGUCUUGCCCCGGUAUGCAACUUGGGCUUUAUGCAUUGGAUAUGGCUGUGGCCCAUCUUCUUCAUUGCUUUACUUGGGAAUUACCUGAUGGGAUGAAACCAAGUGAGCUUAACAUGGAUGAUAUUUUUGGACUCACUGCUCCAAGGGCUAAUCGAUUAGUGGCUGUGCCUAGUCCACGUUUAUUAUGUCCACUUUAUUGAAGGAAAUAUGGGGUAUUUUCCACCUGUAUACGGAUUGAUAUACACAAAUUCAUGGGCACAAAAAAGGAAGGGCCUUGGUGAGGAGUAUAUUAUUGGAUUGUUUGGAUAUUUUUACCUUUAUUUUGUAUUUUUCCAUUAAAUGUAACAUAGAUGUGUAUACGUAAUGAAGAGGCGCCAAAGCAAAAGGACGAAAAUAUUGCUUGAAAGGGAAAGAGGGAGGAAUUGAAUGGUAGUUGUGUAUAUGGGACAAUAUCUGUUUGCCUUUGAUUUCUUUUGUUACGACAUUUUUUUGUAAAUGUCGCCUCGUGUUUGUUAUUUCUACUUUGAAAGAUAAUAAUCAAAAUCCAAUAAAGACUUCUUGAUCCUUGUUGAUUUA
Molecule: messenger RNA, 2091 nt
Organism: Lycium barbarum (goji berry)
Lineage: Eukaryota; Viridiplantae; Streptophyta; Magnoliopsida; Solanales; Solanaceae
Product: cytochrome P450 84A1-like
Exons: 3
Coding region: 138-1715 (525 amino acids)
Biological process (GO): lignin biosynthetic process
Molecular function (GO): iron ion binding; oxidoreductase activity, acting on paired donors, with incorporation or reduction of molecular oxygen; monooxygenase activity
Source: RefSeq, a predicted model, not a curated record